Messenger RNA from Rhizoctonia solani, 4491 nucleotides. Its product is annotated as Retrotransposable element Tf2 protein. Gene Ontology annotation, molecular function: zinc ion binding; nucleic acid binding. The transcript is spliced from 4 exons. NCBI's taxonomy places the organism in Eukaryota, Fungi, Basidiomycota, Agaricomycetes, Cantharellales, Ceratobasidiaceae. Bases 1 to 4491 code for a protein of 1496 amino acids. Gene Ontology annotation, biological process: DNA integration. The record is from RefSeq and is a predicted model, not a curated record.
AUGGAACCGGAGCCGACCCUUGCCUCUCUCUUUGAGGCUAUCAAAACCCUCACCAGCCAAGUUGGGUCCUUGCAGGCCCAAAUCCACUCUCAAGGCCAACAGCUCUCUGAGCUCAAAGCCAUAUGCAAGGAGACCAACAACCUUGUUGGCAACAAGGACCAGGGCGGAGCCCAAGCCAAGCCUGGCCCAUCGACUGGGCCUGUUACCCCUCCUACCCACUCAGGGGGGAAGCACACACUCCAGGCACGGUUAGGCCUGGGCUCAAGGCCCCUUUCAGGCCAUCAAGAGGAACAGGGUUCGAUUCAGAGGAAGAAGAGGAGCCCAGACGCCCCAAAAAAGAGCCUUGCAGCACGCCUAGGAGCCUCAGCUCCCUUACCCCCUUUGACACGGGGUCCAGCGGGCCAAAAAGCCACCCAAUGGCUGGAUAGGAUGAUGCUCUGGGUAGCCCUCCAUCGUGAUCAAUUUGACGAGGAGGAACAGAUGGUUGUGUGGAUCCUAUACCACAUGACAGACAAAGCUGCCGACUGGGCACUCCCCAUCAUUGGGACAAUCAUCAAGGGCAAGGGAAAUCCCCCUACCACCAUAACGGCCUUAACCGCCAAAUUUAAGGAAGCCUUUGCAGAUCCCGAUGCCAAGAGGGCUGCCGCCAGAAAGAUUGCCGCGCUAACUCAGACCACAACCACGGCUGAGUAUGUCACCAAAUUCCGCAAUCUCAUGGCGGAACUUGAUUGGAACAAGGAGGCCUAUAUUGCCCAAUUCACGCGCGGCCUUCACUGGAAGGUCAAGGAACUGCUGUCUACCAAGGAUAGCAUCCCGGACAACCUUGAAGCCAUCUUUGCAGCGGCCAUUAAAAUUGACAAUAUCCGCCGCAAAAAUGAGGAGAAUCGCCCUAAAAAGGCACCAGCCAAGUCCCCGGCCACCGUGGCCACCUCCACUACCACCACCAGGGUCCGCCUAUCCGAGGACCCCAAUUAUGUCACUCCGGAGGAACGGGAUUGUUGCCGCGCAUCAGGACUUUGCGUCAAGUGCGGUCAAAAGGGCCACGGGAUCAAACAGUGCCCCAACGGCUGGAAAGCCACGAUUAAGGAGGUUGCCAAGGUGGCAGAAGAAGAGGAUAGAAUCAAAUUUGUAAAUCUAGGACUAGAUUCAAAUAAAAAACCACUGCUCUUCAUCGAUCUAUAUGUCCAGAACUUCCCGGCAGAACCUUUGAAAACACUAAUAGACUCAGGAGCCACGUUGAACUUCAUUUCCCCCUUGAUUGUGGAAAAAUACAAAAUCCCAAAAACCCAACUCAAAAAUCCACGAGUUGUGAGAAUGUUAGAUGGUACCAUUUCCCAGACUGGUUGCAUUUGGCACCAGGUCCACAUCACAGUUUCAGCCAAUGGUCACACCCACUCCAUACCUUUUCUUGUUUGCCCCAUUGGCAACACCCCGGCAAUCCUUGGCAUGACUUGGUUAACGGCAGAAGCUCCCCUUAUUGACUGGCAGCAGGGACUAAUCACCUUCCCUGAACAAGCACAGAUUGCCUCCAAGGAAGAAGCGGACCCAGAUCCUUUAGCAGACCUUCCCCCUCAGUACCAUGAGUUUGCUAAAGUAUUUGGCAAAGAAGAAUUUAAGGUCCUACCCCCUCACAGGGAAUACAAUAUUGCAAUAGACCUUGUUCCUGAUGCCAAACUUUCCCCAGGGCCAAUUUACGGAAUGACCGACGCAGAAUCAAGAGCGCUGAAGCAGCACAUUGAUGAAGAACUGGCCACGGGCAAAAUCCGUCCUAGUACCUCCUCUGCCGGUGCUCCAGUAAUGUUUGUCAAAAAGGCCAACGGUUCCCUCAGGCUGGUUGUUGAUUACAGGAAGUUGAAUGACGUUACCCAUAAGAACGUAUAUCCCUUACCAAGGCAGGACGACCUCAUGGCUAAACUUAGGCAUGCCAAGGUCUUCACGAAAUUGGACUUACGCUGGGGAUAUAAUAACGUUCAGAUCAAAGAAGGUGACGAAUGGAAGACAGCUUUUAGGACUAAAUACGGCCUAUUCAAGUACCUAGUGAUGCCCUUUGGUCUUACCAAUGCCCCCGCAGCGUUCCAACACUUCAUGAACGAUCUGUUUAGGGACCUCAUCAACGUCACUGUGGUUAUCUACUUGGAUGACAUCCUGAUCUUCUUGGAAGACCCCAAGGACCACCCAACCCAUGUCAGGGAGGUCCUAUCACGGCUAUUGAGGAAUCAGCUGUUCUGUAAACUCUCUAAGUGCCACUUCCAUGUUACAACAGUAGAUUACCUUGGCAUCAUCAUUUCCCCAGCUGGGUUCUCAAUGGACCAAAAGAAGAUCGAGGCCGUCACUUCCUGGCCCACGCCCAAAACUGUUAAACAGGUCCAAGCCUUCCUAGGGUUUGUCAACUACCUUAGGCGCUUCAUUCCCAAUUUCAGCUUGGUUGCCCGUCCCCUCCACAACCUCACAAAAAAGGAAACCCCAUGGUUGUGGGAAAUCCAAGAAGAGGAAGCGUUUCAGGAGUUGAAAUCUCUGGUUACUAAGUCCCCGGUCCUUAUCCACUCCAAACCUGACCAACCGUAUUACCUGGAAACCGAUGCGUCAGGAGUAGCUAUGGGAGCCAUCCUAAGCCAACAAGGGGAGGAUAACCGCCUUCACCCAAUUGCUUACAUGUCCAAGUCCUUCUCCGGUGCAGAAGCUAAUUAUGACACCCACAAUAAGGAGCUCCUGGCUAUUAUUAAGGCACUGGAGGAAUGGAGGAUAUUCCUGGAGGCAACGGAUAAACCAGUACAGGUGUUCACAGACCAUCGGAACUUAGAAUACUGGAUGCAGGCAAGGACAUUCAACCGGCAACACGCAAGAUGGCGCAUAUUCCUGAGCGACUUCAAUUUCAAAAUCCACUACCAACCAGGGAAACAGUUGGGAAAGCCAGACGCAUUGUCCAGACAAGCAGACUAUGUUGACAACCCCUCGGAACCAGAAGUCAUGCUCCCAGCAGAAGUCUUUGCAAACACAUCUCAGGAAGAACUGGAGAUUGUCACAGAAGUACGCGCCAAACUAAGGGAAGAUCCCUCCCUGGACCCCAUCAUCCAGUUCCUGACCAAGGAUGCUGACAAGGCUCCCCCAUCAAUAAGGAAGGCGUACAAAGAUUACGACUGGGAAGAGGACCUCCUCUGGUACCGGGGAAAAUUGGUAAUUCCAGACAAUGAACCCCUGAAGGACAAACUCCUCAGAGAAUUCCACGACUCCCCCCUAGCAGGACAUCCAGGUCAGCAAAGAACCCUUGAACUCCUAAGUCGUAACUACUGGUGGCCUGGCAUGAAGUCUACCACCAAGGAAUGGGUAGAAUGUUGUCCUAUCUGCCAAGCCAACCGACGCGCUCAUGCCCCUGUCAUUGCCCUUAAACCCCUAGAAGUCCCCCCUUAUCCGUUCCACACCAUCUCUUAUGACUUCAUUACAGGGUUUCUGUCCUGGACGUCUUUUCCCAAGUCCCAAGGUCACGACGCUAUACUGGUGGUAAUAGACUCCUUUUCCAAAUUUGGCCAUUUCAUUCCCACUUCCAAGAAGGUCACAGCAAGGGGUCUGGCGGAUCUAUUCAUUACCCACGUCUGGAAACUCCAUGGGCUACCUGUCAAAACAGUCUUGGAUAGAGGAACUACCUUCACGGGGAAAUUCCUAAGGGCACUUUACCAGCAACUUGGAGUGAAACCAGCAUUCUCUUUGGCUUAUCACCCAGAGUCAGAUGGGCAAACAGAAAGAGUCAACCAGUUCAUCGAAUUUUACCUACGCUCCUACGUAGCAGCCAAUCAUUCUGAUUGGGCAGCUUGGUUACCUUUGGCAGAAUAUGCGUACAAUAAUGCCAAACACGCAGCAACAGGAAAAACACCCUUUGAACUGGUCUACGGACGAAGCCCAGUGAUGAACCCUUCCAACAUCCCAGCCAACAUACCAGAGGCAGAUGAUGUAGCAGACACACUAGCCCGGGAAUGGAAGGAAGCCAAGUCAGCCCUCAGAUUAAGCAAAGAACGGAUGACCAGGAACCAAGGAACAGUACCGGAGUACUCGAUAGGAGAGAAAGUCUGGCUGGAUGGAAAAAACGUAGAACUCAGGACCAAUUCAAACAAGUUGGACCCCAAACGUCUUGGUCCCUUCAAGAUCCUUGAGAAAAUCUCCAGCCACGCCUACCGCCUAGAACUCCCAGAAACUCUAAAAAUCCAUGACGUCUUCUAUGUUGGGUUGCUAUCGAAGAGCCACAAGUCACCAAGUCAACCAUUUCCGGAACAACCUCCCCCUGAAACAAUAGAAGGAGAGGAGGAGUAUGAAGUUGAACAGAUCAUUGACUCAAAACAUCAACGGGGAAAGUGGUUCUACCUGAUAAAAUGGAAAGGUUACGGUCCAGAAGACAAUUCAUGGGAACCCAAGGAAGUCCUGGAGCAUAGUCAAGAGGAGAUCCAACGCUUCAACAAGUCACGCCUGAAAAAGGCUUGUGACUCCGCCAAGAGCCUUUAA